Gilbertella persicaria is the source of this 740-nucleotide messenger RNA. RefSeq lists its product as uncharacterized. Lineage: Eukaryota; Fungi; Mucoromycota; Mucoromycetes; Mucorales; Choanephoraceae. The record is from RefSeq and is a predicted model, not a curated record. The transcript is spliced from 3 exons. Gene Ontology annotation, cellular component: nucleus; cytoplasm. Bases 12 to 602 code for a protein of 196 amino acids.
CAUCAUUUGACAUGGCUGCUGCAACAUUAUCCAAUUUUGAACCUACUCCUAACAAUACUUUGUUAAACAACGUUAAUCUUCCUGGAGCUCCUGUCAUUGCUGACGAGGAUCAACCGGUUGAAAAGAAAAAGGAAAAGAAGGAUAAAAAGAAAGACAAGAAAAAGGACAAGAAGAAGAACAGUAAGAAGGAGGAAGACAAGGAACCCAAGCCAAUUCGCCAGGCUGUUGGCGUGAUUGUGAUUGACCCUGCUACUCAAAAGAUCCUUUUGUUGGAAAGCCAAAAAAGACCAGGAGCAUACGUACUUCCUCGUGAUGAUUGUAAUGAUGAAGAGCAUCCGGAAAAGGCAGCUCUCCGUCUUUUAGUGGAAAAGGCAGGCGUCCAGACCACAUUUUUGUCUAGCCGCGUUGGAUCUUAUUCUGAAUCUAACAAAAAGGGGAAAAUCACAGCACAACACUGGAUGUAUGAAGUGCAUUCACCUAAUGUGCUUGAAAAGUCUGAUCGUCAAAGAGUAUGGGUCACAUAUGAAGAAGCAUUGAAGGCUACAGAAGAAAAGAGAAUGUCUCAUCUUGCUCUUCAAAAAUGUUCUCUUGCUCCUAAAUAAGAGGGUUGUAUAAAUAGACAAUAAAAAAAUCAAGUGGUGUCACGCCUUUUAUGUGUAACAUUUAUUAUUGUGCCUAGCGUCUUCACAUUCCAGGUCUUCUCUUUCCAUAUGUGUGUGUGUAUGUGAAAAUAAAAUAAA